AUGGCGAGGGCGGGGCCGGCUGCUGUUCUUGCUGUGGUGGUUUUGUCUUGUGCACUGGGAGCCAGAGCUGAUGGCUCUGAUCACAAGUACAAGGAAGGGGAUCAUGUCCCCCUCUACGCCAACAAGGUCGGGCCUUUCCACAAUCCAAGUGAGACGUACCGGUACUAUGAUCUACCCUUUUGUGCACCAGAACAUCCAAAGGACAAAAAGGAAGCUCUUGGCGAGGUUCUAAAUGGUGACCGGUUGGUUGAUGCCCCAUAUGAGUUGGACUUCAAGGAAGACAGGAACUCCAAGGUUCUCUGCACGAAAGUAUUGUCAAAAGAGCAAGUUGCCAAGCUCCGGGAUGCAGUUGCCAAGGAUUACUAUUUCCAGAUGUACUACGAUGAUUUGCCAUUAUGGGGAUUCCUUGGUAAAUUGAACAAGGACAAGGAUCAAGGAGAUGCGAAGUACCUACUGUUUAAGCACAUCCACUUUGACAUCAUGUACAAUGAUAACCGUGUCAUAGAAAUCAAUGUACAGACUGAUCCAAAUGUGGCUGUGGAUAUCACAGAGGACAAGGAAGUGCCAAUAGAGUUCUCUUAUUCAGUGACAUGGAAAAAGACAGAUAUUCCUUUUGAGAAAAGAAUGGAUAAGUACUCCAAGUCUUCCUCUAUGCCACAACAUCUAGAGAUCCAUUGGUUUUCCAUAAUUAACUCGUGUGUUACUGUACUCCUCCUGACUGGUUUCCUGGCUACAAUCUUGAUGCGUGUUCUCAAGAACGAUUUCAUCAAGUAUUCUCAUGAAGAUGAGUCCCUUGAAGACCAAGAGGAGACUGGAUGGAAGUAUAUUCAUGGUGAUGUCUUCCGUUUCCCCAAACAGAAGUCCGUUUUUGCAGCACUUAUUGGAUCUGGAACUCAGCUUCUUGCCCUUGCGAUUUUCAUCUUCCUCCUCGCUCUUGUUGGUGUCUUUUAUCCAUACAACCGGGGAGCUCUUUUUACUGCCCUUGUUGUCAUCUAUGCUCUUACAUCCGGUAUUGCUGGAUACACAGCCACUUCUUUCUAUCUGCAACUGGAGGGAACAAACUGGGUUAGGAAUCUAAUAUUGACUGGCUGCUUAUUCUGUGGACCUCUCUUCUUGACAUUCUGUUUCCUAAAUACAGUUGCAAUAGCGUACAGUGCUACAGCAGCUUUGCCUUUCGGCACUAUCAUUGUCAUUAUCCUCAUCUGGGCACUUGUAACCUCUCCUCUCCUUGUGUUGGGUGGUAUAGCCGGGAAAAAUAGUAAUACAGAAUUCCAAGCCCCCUGCCGCACAACCAAGUACCCGAGGGAAAUCCCUCAGCUUCCAUGGUACCGAAGCACCAUUCCUCAGAUGGCAAUGGCAGGGUUCCUCCCUUUCAGCGCAAUUUACAUUGAGCUGUACUAUAUAUUUGCCAGUAUCUGGGGGCAUAAGAUAUACACUAUCUACAGCAUCCUCUUUAUUGUGUUCAUUAUCCUCAUCAUUGUCACAGCCUUUGUCACAGUGGCACUUACGUACUUCCAGCUUGCUGUUGAGGAUCAUGAGUGGUGGUGGAGUUUUAUCUUCCACGUGGAAUACAAUUACAAACCUGUAAAAAUGUCUGCUUGCAGAUCUGUCCUGUGUGGAGGCUCCACGGGCAUAUUCAUCUUCUUCUACUGCAUCUACUACUACCAUGCGCGGUCCGACAUGUCAGGCUUCAUGCAGACAUCCUUCUUCUUCGGCUACAUGACCUGCGUCUGCUACGGCUUCUUCCUCAUGCUGGGCACUGUCGGUUUCCGCGCAUCGCUCUUCUUCGUGCGGCACAUCUACCGCUCCAUCAAGUGCGAGUAA
This is a messenger RNA of Miscanthus lutarioriparius, 1824 nucleotides long. Lineage: Eukaryota; Viridiplantae; Streptophyta; Magnoliopsida; Poales; Poaceae. The record is from the annotation of a GenBank genome assembly.